UCCUGACGAAAUCGAUAUGAACGACGUCGGUCUGCUGGUAAUUACGAAAGCCGUUUGCGGCUACCCGAGUGUCCUCAAAGGCCUAUUGCUACGUGCACGGCAAUUGGUGAGGUCGAAGUUGUACGUCGCUUUGGAGCCGACCGGCCUUCGUAGCGUACGACCGGUUUGUGCGUUCCACUUCCUGUACAGCGUCUACCGCAUCUGCAGCGAGACGUGUAAGGACUUGGACGUCAGGGUGCUGCUGCAGAACCUGAAAAGCGCUCAUGGCCAUGGUCAGGUGCACCCAGCCGCCCUCUCAGCCGACUGCCUGCUUGCCGACUGCGAUGCGCAGACACUCAGGUGUCUGCUGCCGUUCGUUUCCGACGUAACCAAUUUGAUCGAAUUGCCUCAUGCCUCUGACGACAGAAACGGUAAAGGCGUCGUGUGCCGAUGCCGUGGUAUUUUCGUGCCCGUCGGCGAUUCGCUGACCACCACGCCAGCAACCGGCGCUUAUAAAGACGUGGUUCUCGGUGGCACCUUCGAUCGUCUGCACAACGGCCACAAGAUCGUAUUAUCGGUGGCUGCUCUGCUCAGCGGCGGCUCGGUAACAUGCGGCGUUACCGGAGCAAGCAUGGUCAGCAAAAAGCUCUUGCAUGAACUGAUCACUUCGACUCAGCAGAGGAUCGACCAAGUGUCCAGCUUUCUUCAGGAUAUCGAUCCAUCACUCAGCAAGGAUGUUGUGGUCAUCAACGAUCAGUUCGGUCCUUCAGUCGAGAAAGAAGACAUCGAUUGCAUCGUAGCAACCAGCGAAACCGCAAAGGGAGCGUUUGCCGUCAACGAGAAACGCUGCAAAGAAAACGGAUUGAACCCUUUGGACGUAUUCGUUAUUGAACUAUUACAUGGGUCGCGUGCCGGCAUUAUUAGCUCACGAGCGUUAAGUUCGUCCGAACACCGUUUCGAGUUGCUGGGAACUCUGCUCAAACCUCCGAAGACUCCACGCCUGUAUGACAAAGUGUACGUUGUGGGCCUGACAGGUGGUGUUGCCUCCGGUAAAUCACACAUCGCCGAGUACCUGCGAAGCUUAGGAGCUGCGAUUAUUGACUGCGACAGAUUGGGCCACGAAACGUAUUUGCCCGGUACCGAGACUUAUCAGAGGAUCAUCGACAAAUUCGGUCAAGAAGUGGUCAGCGUCGACGACCACCGGACGAUCAACCGCCAGUUGCUUGGCAGAAUUGUAUUCGGUGAUAAGGGUGCACUGCAAGCAUUGAAUUCGAUCGUCUGGCCGGCCAUACGACAGCUGAUCGAAAGAGACAUCGCAGAAUUUCAACGCCACCAGAACGAUGCAUCCACAAUUGUUGUAGUCGACGCCGCUGUCCUCAUCGAAGCUGGUUGGCACUCGCUCGUCGAUGAAAUAUGGGUAACGUUCGUUCCGCGAGAUGAGACGGCCUUGUUUCGAACAUACAGUGUUCAGGCUAUAAAAAGAAUAAUGGAUCGAAACCAGAAGACAAGGGACGAAGCAUGUGCUCGCAUCGAUGCUCAGAUGAGUGUCAAAGAAAGACUGUCGUAUGCCAAUGUUGCCUUUUGCUCUAUGUGGGCAUAUUCGGUAACCGAGACGCAGGUAUGGCCAUCACGACAAAUUUUUUUUAUGAUUAUCCAGAGCUGUCACUAGGU
Molecule: messenger RNA, 1650 nt
Organism: Soboliphyme baturini
Lineage: Eukaryota; Metazoa; Nematoda; Enoplea; Dioctophymatida; Soboliphymatidae
Source: the annotation of a GenBank genome assembly